AUGAUGAUACUAAAAUUUAUUAUUAUCAUUGUUUCUAGAAUUUAAAAUAGUAAGAUCAGCUGAUAUUCUAUUUUACUUCAAAUAAUAUAAAUUAAAAANAAAUAAAAGAUUAAGAAAAAAUAGACUAAGAAAUAAAAGAUUAAGAAAAAAUAGACUAAGAAAUAAAAGAUUAACAAAUAAAAGAAUAUUAAAUAAAAGAACAAUAAAAAAACGAAGAAGAAAGAUGCUUUAAAACAAUGAUGCAAGGAACAGCACCAGUUUUUAACUUUUUCUAGCCAUAAAAUAUUUUAGAUAAAUUGCCUUAAUAAUUUAAAGAAAUUUAUAAUAAGUACGAAAAGUAUCAACCUCCUGAUUAAAAAAUUCAAUUUGACCCAGAAUUGCCAUUAUAUCCCUUAGAUGAGGAAUGCUUUUAUUAAGGAAAAAUGGUUGAUCAUAAGAAAUAAGGAUUUGGCUACUUUUUAACGUAAAAUGAAUUUUAUGAAGGUUAUUUCUAGGAUGACGAAAGGAAAGGUUGGGGUAGAGUUAUAAAUUGUUAAGGAUAUUUGGUAACAUAUAAAAACUAUAUUUUCUAGAGUGGGUAGUGGGACAAUGGAACCUUAUAAAAGGAAAUGGAUAUAAAAUAAAAGAAUUAUUCAUACAAAGGAUAAUGUAAAAAUUCAGCUCCUCAUGGAUAUGGGAAAUUAGAGAAACCAGAAUUUAUUUAUGAAGGUAAUUUUGAGGAAGGGAAAAAGUAGGGAAAAGGUACGUAAGAACUAAAAUUUACGAAUGAAAAAUAUGAAGGUGAAUUUUUUGAGGAUAAAUAUCAUGGAAAAGGAACUUAUUAUUAUUAAAAUGGAAAACGCUAUACCGGAAAUUUUAAAAAUAAUAAACCGGAUGGUAAAGGAGAGAUGUUUUGGCCAUCACCAGAAGAGAGAUAUUAUAAAGGUAGAAAUCCAUUCUCAAAAUUUUAGGUGAUUUCGUCAAUGCUUAGAGAGAAGGAAAAGGAUAUUUUAGAAAUACUGAUAAUUCAGAAUAUGAAGGAGACUGGAAAAAUGAUAAAUAGAAUGGUUUUGGAAAGUAUACUUAAGGAAAUUUGGAAAUAUUUGGAAAAUGGAAAGAUGGGACUUUUAUAGAGGAUGAAUAGCAAUAAUGA
Paramecium octaurelia is the source of this 1132-nucleotide messenger RNA. The record is from the annotation of a GenBank genome assembly. Lineage: Eukaryota; Ciliophora; Oligohymenophorea; Peniculida; Parameciidae.